This is a messenger RNA of Sturnus vulgaris (Common starling), 4868 nucleotides long. It is a transcript of the gene MAN1A1, whose product is annotated as mannosidase alpha class 1A member 1. Lineage: Eukaryota; Metazoa; Chordata; Aves; Passeriformes; Sturnidae. Gene Ontology annotation, cellular component: extracellular exosome; endoplasmic reticulum; Golgi membrane. The record is from RefSeq and is a predicted model, not a curated record. Gene Ontology annotation, molecular function: calcium ion binding; mannosyl-oligosaccharide 1,2-alpha-mannosidase activity. Gene Ontology annotation, biological process: mannose trimming involved in glycoprotein ERAD pathway; carbohydrate metabolic process.
AUGCCCGCCGCCAGCUUGCUGCCGCUCUUCGGUAGCGCGGCGGGGCCGGGGACGCUGGGCGGCCCCGCGGGCAGCGGCGCGGGCGGCGGGGGCAGGAAGGCAGCGGGCCCCGGCGCGUUCCGGCUGACGGAGAAGUUCGUGCUGCUGCUGGUGUUCAGCGCCUUCAUCACCCUCUGCUUCGGGGCCAUCUUUUUCCUACCCGACUCCUCCAAGCUUCUCAGCGGCGUCUUCUUCCACUCGGCCGCCCUGCAGCCGCCGCCGCCGCCGCCCGGCGGGCAGCCCCGCGCCCCUCCGCAGCCCGGAGGCGGUCCGGCGGCGGCGGCGGCCGCGGGCGGGGCGGGCAGCCUGGAGCGGAUCCGCGCGGACCACGAGCGGGCUCUGCGGGAGGCCAAGGAGACGCUGCAGAAGCUGCCCGAGGAGAUCCGCAGAGACAUCCGCCAGGACAAGGAGAAACUUCUGCAGGACGCCCGCGGCAGGAAGGAGGCGGGCGCCCCCGGGUUGCCCCAGCGCCUCUUCCGCCAGCCCGUCGGCGCCGUGGGGCAGGAGCCCGCCGACCCCGACGUCCGGCAGAGGAGGGAGAAAAUCAAAGAGAUGAUGAAGCAUGCCUGGGAUAAUUAUAAGCGUUACGCAUGGGGAUUAAAUGAACUGAAACCCAUAUCUAAGCAAGGACAUUCAAGCAAUUUAUUUGGUAACAUCCAAGGAGCAACAAUCGUGGAUGCUCUUGAUACACUAUACAUCAUGGAAAUGAAAGAAGAGUUCAAGGAAGCCAAGGAGUGGGUUGAAAAAAACUUGGAUUUCAAUGUGAAUGCUGAAAUUUCCGUAUUUGAAGUGAACAUUCGUUUCGUCGGUGGACUACUUUCAGCUUACUAUCUGUCAGGAGAAGAAGUUUUCCGAAAAAAGGCAGUGGAGCUUGGAGAGAAAUUGCUGCCUGCUUUCAACACUCCUACUGGGAUACCUUGGGCAUUGCUUAAUAUCAAGAGUGGAAUCGGUCGAAAUUGGCCAUGGGCCUCUGGUGGAAGCAGCAUUUUGGCAGAAUUUGGGACUUUGCAUCUGGAGUUUGUACAUUUGAGCCACCUGUCUGGAAACCCUGUCUUUGCUGAAAAGGUCAUGAAUAUCCGAAAAGUUCUAAAUCGACUGGAUAAGCCAGAUGGCCUUUACCCCAACUACCUGAAUCCCAGCAGUGGCCAGUGGGGCCAGCAUCAUGUCUCCAUUGGAGGGCUUGGGGAUAGCUUUUAUGAAUAUCUGCUCAAGGCAUGGCUGAUGUCAGACAAGACAGAUGAAGACGGCAAGAAAAUGUAUUAUGAUGCUGUUCAGGCCAUCGAGACCCACCUCAUCCGAAAGUCAAGCGGGGGCCUGACGUACAUCGCCGAGUGGAAGGGCGGAUUGCUGGAACACAAGAUGGGACACCUCACGUGUUUUGCUGGAGGCAUGUUUGCUCUGGGAGCAGAUGGAGCACCCAGUGACAAGACAGGCCAUCACAUCGAGCUGGGUGCUGAAAUUGCCAGGACGUGCCAUGAAUCCUAUGACCGUACACGAAUGAAACUGGGACCAGAAGCCUUCAGAUUUGAUGGUGGUGUUGAGGCCAUUGCCACAAGACAAAAUGAAAAGUACUACAUCCUACGACCAGAAGUUAUAGAGACCUACAUGUACAUGUGGCGGCUCACUCACGAUCCAAAGUACAGGGAGUGGGGAUGGGAAGCUGUUGAGGCACUGGAAAAACACUGCAGAGUAGAUGGUGGCUAUUCUGGCAUUAGAGAUGUUUAUAACCAUCAUGAAAGCCAUGACGAUGUGCAGCAAAGUUUCUUCCUUUCAGAGACACUCAAGUACCUGUAUUUGCUGUUUUCUGAAGAUGAUCUUCUUCCAUUUGAACACUGGGUCUUCAACACAGAGGCUCAUCCUCUCCCUGUCCUUCGCAAAGAUGAUGGGAAUAAAGAAGAAAAUCAGAAAUAGAUGAAGAUUAAUUUAUACUUUGUUUCAUUCCUUACAUUUCCAGGACUUGGGCACAUGAUUUGGUUUUAAAUUCCUAAGUUAAAUUUUUUAAUCAAGUGUUUUGCAGUCUGUUUUCUUUAACAGUAAAUUUUUAUGAAUGUACCCAAUUAAAUUAUGAUGAAACCUCAGUCUUCUAAUUCAGAUGAAUAGCUUCUUAGAAGUGAAAUAGGAUAUCUUCCCAGAUUUUGUUAGGCUACAGUGUCAUUUUGGCCAAAAAAGCAGAAGGUCUGCAUGUUACUUGUUUCCUGUUAUGCUUUUAAUUUGACUGCAAAAUUCUACUCUCCUCUGUGAGGAGAUGUAUGCUUUAAGCUGUAAUAUUUUGCCAUGUUGCAAAAAGCCAUAUUGAAUUAAGUAUAAAGAGCUUUUUCCUUUAUUUGUUUUUUUCUAUGUUAGUUUGUGUGUCAUCCAGGACAAAUCUUGUGACUGUGACAGCCUCUUCUUAUGCGGGUCUAUCAUUACUUGCUAAAGUAUCUGAUGUAUUUCAUUGUCAAUGAAGUCUACAUAGGGGUAUUUUCAUCUCAUGCAGACACAACUGUGAAAUUGCAGUAUAAGUUAGAUUAAACUAGUUUCUAUGGAGUUAGCACAUUAGUUAGCAGACCUUAGUUUUUCAGGUUUUGGUUAGAAUAUUGUAAUAGAAUAAAUUGUUUCCUCCCUUUUCUAAGUGGUGUUAUUCUUACGUCUUUAGUCAAGCUAUUAUGGAGUAAAAUAAGGUAGUAAUUUCAUAUUAAGAAAGGGACUAUUAACCUUCUUUAUAUAUUUAGUCCAGUAGCUUUCAUUUGGUUGUUUGGCAAAAAAAAAAAAACAACAAAAAACACUCAAUGACAUUUUCCUGGAAGCAUAGAAUUAUAUCAGAUACAAUUUGUUUGCUUUUCUGUUACAUUCACAAAGAUUUAGGUAGGUUCAGACUUGACACCAGACUUGAUGGAUAAUUGUCACAAAGCAAUUUAAUGUAUAUGAAUAUAGACUUUCAUAUGCCUUGAAGAAAACCUGCCUCCUCAAAAGAAGAUAAGUCAUUCAGAGAGGAAGUUAUCCUGCAUUGAGCUAAAACUUUCUGACAACACUGUCAUGUCUUAAGUAACAGAAAUGCAAUGUGCUUAAAAAUAUUCCUUAGAGUAGAGGCCUGGCUUACUAAGAAAGGCAACAGCUUUGCCAAAAAUAUUUUGCUCUGUGGCAUCACCAAAGGGAAAAAGAAAUGAGGCAUGAAUAAUUCCUGUUUCUACUUGGUUUGAAGUGGUUUACAUGAUUUUUAAGUCUACCUGUGUUUUCAUUUCAUGGAUGACUUCCAUACAUUUCAGAUAGGAAACACCUGGCUUCCCAUUCUGAGAAAGACCAUUAUUCAUUGACUGGACUGCAGUGAAACAAAUCUGGUUCUGAAUAACAAUGUUCUUGAGUGGUAUUUAGCAAGAUAGCUCACAUGUCCAGCAUUACUAAUCAUAGCUGAGGAAACACAUUUGUUUAGGCUUUAGAGUACAUUUUUUCUAUGCUGAUAGAGGUCUGCAGUGGAGGUUUCCUUAGGUAGAAGCCAAAAAUUUGUACUGUUGGAGGAGCAUACUUCAUUGUUUUUCUUUAUAAACAGUAUUUAUAAGGGAGAUUUUUUUCCACCCCCUGAACCACCAUAGCUGUGGAAUAAAACCAAAAUAUUUCCUCUCUUUCUAAUAUGUAACAAUAAUUACUUUUUUCUUAGUUAUGUUUAUUGUGUCACCUGCUGCUACUGCCUCCCACACGCAUGUGCUGCUUUAGACCUCAUUUGAGUUAGAAAACACAACUUCUCAAAGACUGUUUCUGUCUGAGCUUUUGUAGUUAUUUAAGCCACUUUCUACAUGGUUUUCUUAACCAAGGUUUGCGUCCCCCAGCUGUCUGUAGUGAUCUUGCUGGUACUUAGCGAGCUGAAGAGUAGAGAACCAGACAGGUCUCCUCCAUGUUUCAAAAGCAGGCUCCAGUCACACAGCUCUGUGUGCAUUGGGUCUUAUGUACUUAAAUAUAAGCAUCAUGGCUGUUUCCUUGUAAUACAGACAUUUCGUAUGAAUUUUUCUUAGCGUGGGAGUUAGGAUGAUUUGAAAGAGCACAAAUUUGAUGUGGUAUUGGUAUUCAGGUUGUAUGUACAAACUGCACUAUACUGUACUUUUUGUAAACUAAUGUAAGUAGACGAGAAGAUUGUACAACGUGUAGAUCUGCCAACUGUAAGAAAAAAAACUUUUCAUAAACUGAGAGUAUAUCAAUUUUUCUUUUUUAAAUAACCCCAGAACACCAAAGUUAAAGCAAUCAUUUUUAAACAGUCCAUAAAUACCACUGUUUGUUGGAUUAGUAAGAUAACAUGCAUUUUAAUUCCCAUUCACUUAACUAACUUCAUGAAAGUGGCUAGUGAUGGUGACUUUGUGUUCCCAGUCAUUUGUAAGAGCAAAAGAAAUUGCUUAUUGUUGAGGGGAGGCUGUGCAGAGGGGAGAAGAAAGUGACAUGGACACAUUAUCUUAGCAUAAACACACUGCCCACACUUCUUCCAUUUCUUUGUAGCAUAAUAAUGCAUUUGAAUCUGCAUAUGUUGAGUCCCAAGAGGUAGAUCUCUUUAAGUGGCACCAACAUUAUUUCACAGGGAAAAAGAAAAAAAUUAAUUGUUUGUGAGAUAAGUAUUCAUAUGUGUUGGUUAUACACAGAUUUUUGCAAUGCCCAGUGGCUCACUGUUUCUAUGGUAACUUCAUGCAUAUCCAUUUCUAUCAUGUAUUUAAAUUGGUUUUGAUUUGUACAUAUUCCAUUUAGUCUUUUCAUCUUUAUAUAAACUGAAGUUAUGGAAUACAUAAUAGAUCAAGAUGCUUAAUUUUUAAGAACUUAUAUUUGUAAAAAUUUCUCUAUUGUGAAUAAAGUCUUUUAAUAUAUCUGUUCAA